Molecule: messenger RNA, 1701 nt
Organism: Nematocida homosporus
Lineage: Eukaryota; Fungi; Microsporidia
Product: ATP:ADP antiporter, AAA family
Exons: 1
Coding region: 1-1701 (566 amino acids)
Biological process (GO): nucleotide transport
Cellular component (GO): membrane
Molecular function (GO): ATP:ADP antiporter activity
Source: RefSeq, a predicted model, not a curated record
AUGCAGACAGGACUUACGAGUGAUUACAGAAGUCGCUCACUUCCUACCGAAGAAGCACAUGAAGAAGCAACUGAAUCUUGUUCUGGAUUCUUCCGAGUCCUUCGCGUUGAAUACGCUAAGUUUUUUACAAUGGCAACUCUUUACUUUCUUAUUGUUUUAGCCUACUCUAUCUUAAGAGAUACUAAAGAUGUAGUAGUUAUUGGCCGAAUGUUACCCGCUUCUAUUCAGUACCUUAAAUCUUUUGUAGUUAUGGGUGCUACUAUGACUUUUGCUGUUUUCUUCCAGUACUUACUGGCUAAAGGCGUAUCAUUAGAAAGAAUGAUGUUUUCGUUUAAUAUUGGCUUUGGAGUAUUCUUUGUGGUUUAUGCUUUCUUAUUAUUACCUAAUAUGGAAAGAAUUGAACCGUAUAAGUAUUGGAUUAACGAUAUCUUUGCUGAUAAGAAGAUGUACGUUAAUGGUUUAGAGUUUUUACAAGGUUUAUUACUUACAGUUAAUUUCUGGACAGGGACUCUUCUUUAUACUGCAGCUGAACUUUGGGGUAACAUUAUGACUUCAGUUAUGUUCUUUGCGGUAGCUAAUGAAGUUUGUCCUUUAAGACAAGCCUUGCGUUUUUAUCCUUUAUUCAUUAUUGGGGCUAAUUUAGGUCUAGUUAGUUCAGGAUCUUUAAUGGUAGGUACUUCUUUUAUUCUUGAUUGGUAUGCUGAUUGGACUUUUGUUAUUAUUAGUGCCCUACUUAGUUUUGUAGCCGUUAUUUGUGCUGUUAAUGUUAUGCUUUAUCGGCACUUAGUUAAGAAUAUUAUACCUUAUCCUAUCUAUAUUGUCUUUGAGAGUAGUCAGAAGAGGGCUUCUAAGAAGGAGAAGGUUGGAUUUUUAGAUGGGUUUAAGAUUAUGUUUAAGACUCCGAUUGUUUUCCAUUUAUCUAUGACCGUAUUGGGUUAUGGUAUCUGUACUAACUUAACUGAAGGUGCUUAUAAGUCGGCUUUGAAGAUGGCAGCAGCUAAAGAUAAGGGAUCGGGUGAAAUGACGGCUAUUAUGAGGACACAAGGAUUACAACAGAUCAAUAUAGGUGGAGCUGUUAUUUUAGUUCUUUUAUCUCCUUUGAAGACGUUUAUUCAAAAGCACGGUUGGUUAUCUUUGGGCUUAUUGACUCCUGUUUUGACUUUAGUAGCUGGUUUAGCUUUCCUUCUCUUUGUCUGGGCUAAUGUUUCGGUUAGUUUGACCAAGACGGAGGCGCAAGCUAAUUUCUUGUUACAAAUUGGUCGUAGUAUCUUUACGGGGAUAAGUUGGCAGGCUUUUAUUGAAGGUGAGAAAUGGGUUGGAUUCUUUGCGGUUAAUACGAUUAAGAUCUUGAAGUAUGCGGCUUUUGAUGUGGGUAAGGAAGCGAUUGGAGUGAAGAUUCCUAAGCAGUAUCGGGCGCGGUUCAAGGGCGUAUAUGAUGGAGUGUUUGGGAAGUUAGGGAAGUCAUUUGCUAGUGGCUUACAGAUUGGACUAUCGGCCUUUGUCAAUUCGGUUGAUAUCAGAACGGCCGCUUUGGCUUUGAUUAUCGGGUUGACUUCAAUGGCCAGUGCCUGGACGUACUCGACUAUUUACCUGGGCCGGAAGUACGAUGAGGCCGUGCGUGAGGAUCGGGACAUUCAAAUUGGCGAAGUACCGAGUAAGGCCGAGAAGGCGGCUAAGGCCGGCGAAGUCCUCGGCCAAUGA